Molecule: messenger RNA, 1741 nt
Organism: Triticum aestivum (bread wheat)
Lineage: Eukaryota; Viridiplantae; Streptophyta; Magnoliopsida; Poales; Poaceae
Product: probable serine/threonine-protein kinase PBL15
Exons: 3
Coding region: 174-1475 (433 amino acids)
Biological process (GO): protein phosphorylation
Molecular function (GO): ATP binding; protein kinase activity
Source: RefSeq, a predicted model, not a curated record
AGCACGCCCUUCUUCCCCGACCACGCUCGCAAGUCGCAACCACGAAGAACCUGCACCACCUACUGCUCUAUAUCCACCUCCUCCUAUACCUCUAGCUCUUACCCCUUUCCUUUCCGUUCCCACGCUCUCGGCUCUCGUCAAUCCAAGCUACUUACCUAAGCGUAGCGAGGAGGAUGCCGAGGCCAUGGAGGCAGGUGCUGGCGUCGGCGACCAAGUGCUGGAGCGCGGAGGAGGACGAGGAGGCCGCGGAGGCCCGGAACUACCGCCCGCCCAACUCCGAGUUCUCGCGCCGGCUCGCCUCCUUCCGGCGCCUAUCCGCCAUGGCCAACGGCUCCGCCACGCCCACGGACGGCAAGGAUGACGAGGACAACGCCGACAGCGCGGGGGAGAUGGGCGUGGGCACCAUGCAGCAGCUCCACUCCUUCAGCCUCAGCGAGCUCCGUGGCGUCACGCACGACUUCUCCAGCGGCUACCUCCUCGGGGAGGGCGGGUUCGGCGCCGUCCACAAGGGUUUCGUCGAUGCCGGCAUGCGGCCCGGCCUCGAGCCCCAGCCCGUCGCCGUCAAGCAGCUCAACAUCGCCGGCCACCAGGGCCACAGGGAGUGGCUGGCCGAGGUGAUCUUCCUUGGGCAGUUCAGGCAUGAUCACCUAUUGAAGCUACUUGGUUACUGCUGCGAGGACGAGGAGCGCCUCCUCGUCUAUGAGUUCAUGCCGCGUGGCAGCCUCGACAACCACCUCUUUAAAAGGAUAUCCGCGACGCUGCCGUGGGGCACCAGGCUCAAGGUCGCCAUUGGUGCCGCCAAGGGCGUCACCUUCCUCCAUGGCGGCAAGCAGCCCGUCAUCUACCGAGACUUGAAGGCGUCCAACAUCCUUCUCGACUCGGAUUUUACGGCGAAGCUGUCAGACUUUGGACUGGCAAAGAUGGGCCCCGAGGGGGAGGAGACACACGUGAGCACCCGCGUGAUGGGCACCCACGGCUACGCGGCGCCCGAGUACGUGCAGACGGGCCACCUGGCGGUGAAGAGCGACGUGUACAGCUUCGGCGUGGUGUUGCUGGAGCUCCUAACGGGCCGCCGGGCCAUGGAGCACGUCCCUGGCCGCACUGCGCGUGCUGAGCAGACCAUCAAGCUCGUGGAGUGGACCCGGCCCUACCUCGCUAGCAGCCGCCGUCUACGCUGCAUCAUGGACCAGAAGCUCUCGGGGCACUACUCUGUCAAGGGCGCCCGCGCCAUGGCGCACCUGGCGGUGCGUUGCACAAGCCCGCAGCCCCGGGAUAGGCCAAGCAUGGCUGUUGUGGUGGAGGAGCUCGAGCAGCUGGAGGGGCUCAAGGACAUGGCUGUCAGCAUGGGCCUCUUUUGGCCCACGGCUCCCGCAGCCGGGAGAAACGCACUCUCCGCCAAAUUUCGGGCCGAGAUGAAGGGCGCCGGCACUGGUGUCGUCCCGCGGCGGAGAACCGCGUCCGCCAACCUGUCAUGAUCUGCUUGCCACGUACGCAUUGUAUGUGCACAUGUUGUAUGUGUGUAUAUAGAAAUUAUUCUAGCCGGGCUGACAUUCACAGGGCUUUACGGAAUUUUCUUCUAACUAAUCUCUGCCCCCUCCCCCCACCUCCUUUCCCGCCGAUUUUCAGCCGCGGUUGGGUCCUCCACCUAAUUUGAUCCAAUCAAAAGUUCCCAGCUAGGCCUCCCCAUUGAUCUCGUAUUAUCCCUGCCCGGGUGUGUAGCAAAGGUCUUCGUAUAGCUAGU